GGCUUUAAAGUUUGUCUUCAUUCCUUUGAGGGGACGCUAGAGAUCAACAUGCGCUUCGGCACAAAGCCAUUGCUAAUUUUACAAAUAGGAUAAUUUAAACUGCAGUUUCUGUCUCAUCAUUUUCAUGUUUUGUACAUAUUAGUGCUAAACUCAUCGCUCUCCCCUGAGCGCCUUUCUCAGCGGUUCUGAUUAACAAGUAAUUGAGGGAAAAUGAAUCUGCCACGGGAAAUAUGGGUUUAUCUCCUCUCUUUGUCAGCUCUCGGCGUGCUCUACACCAUGAACAACGUCCCAGCUUUUCAGCAGCCACUGGUCAUUCUGGGGAUUGGAGUGCUGGUAAUGCUGCUGGUGUUUCUUGUGAUUUACCUCGCAGUCCGCCGCAACCCACCCAAAGAUCCCUUUUUCUACGUUUGUGCAGAGUUUUCCUUCACCUGUGUCAUUAGCCUGGUGGGUUCACUGGAGCACGAUGGCUUUACCUCUGGGUUCAUGGGAUUCUACCAAAAGACGGGAGAGCCCUACAUAGUCACGGCCUACGCUAUCAUGAUGGGCUACUGGGACGGCAUCGUGCACUUCCUCCUCUACCUCUUUGUGGUACAGCGCAUGGCCAAAGAAGCAUCGUACCGCCAUCUGGGCCUCUUCUGGGCCGGCUCCCUGCUGGCAAACAUGAUCGUGUUUGUGCCAGGAAUCGUCAUCGGCAAAUACGGCACGUCCAUUCGUCCAGCCUACUGGCUCAACUUUCCCUUCCUAUUUGUGGCCAUAUGGGGAGCGAUCUCCCUCUUCCGUAGGCCGAAGGAGCUGCCAGUCAUCCCAGCAGACAGGGUCGCGGCUGAACAGGGGAGGGGUCUCCUCUCGCGCCCCAUGGACUUGUUCCUGGUGCUCCUCCUGCUCGGAGGAGCGGGUUUCACCAUCUUCAGGGGCUUUGUGGUUCUCGAUUGUCCUCUGGAUACCUGUUUUACUUACAUCUACCAGUACGAACCCUACCUGAAGGAUCCGGUGGGCUUUCCACGAGUCAUGAUGCUGUUGUACGUGUUCUAUGCCCUGCCACUGAUGACUGUGUUCAUCUAUGGUCUGUGGACACCUGGCUGUACCUGGAUGCUGGACUGGAGUGUAUUCUUUGCAGGAGCAAUAGCUCAGUGCCAGUGGUGCCACACUGGGGCUUCCCUCCACUCCCGGACCCCGUUCACAUAUCGGGUACCGGAGGGGACCUGGUGGCCUGUCGUCACCCUAAACGUGCUGUACGCAGUGGUACCCCAACUGCUGGCUCUGCGCUGCACAGCCAGCCCCACCUUCUUCAUGAAGACUGUGCCCAAGGGACAGACCAACCACGAGAAGAAACACAACUAACCCCGCCUCAAACCCCGCCCCUUAUAACAAGGCCACGCCCCAACACCCCGUUACCCCAGCAGCAGCUCUACAGCGGGGCUGGAAUUCUGGAAUUCUGGAACACACAGCUAACUGUGAAAGCUUAUUUAUGGAGAGCUGUCCCAAAGUCAUCGUGUGAAUGACCUCUUCUCUGGAUUGUAAAACCGAGGCAGAUAACGAACUAUGCCAACUUGCCUCAAUAUCGCCGACUCGGCUUGGACUGUUGGACUGCUGGAAAUUAUCACCGCUUCCACAAACACAAUUAAUCUGAGUAACCAAAUGACUCAUCCUUGUAACCUUAACGUCGACAUCUACACUAAUCCUCCCCUCCCAGAUUUUAUAGCUCAGUAUAUCAAGGCUCUAACACCAUGUCAAUGUAUAUAGGAAUACAACACAAUCAAUGUGAUAGUAUGAAGAUAGUGAUGACAUAAUGGAAAGCAGUGACUCCAGUAAGUGACUAAAAGCAAGGGGCAUUCUGGGAUUGGGAACAGUGCAGUGUUAAUGCAGACAUAUCACAAAGGUGGUUUAUGACUGACAGCAGUAUCAUAUUUAGGCCUCUUCAGGAAAUAGAACUGCUAGAACCUGCUUUUGAAGAAAGGUAUUAUGUCAUAAUAAACCUGGCGAGCUGUGCUUCUGCAGACAGCAAGAUAUCGCCCCG
Megalops cyprinoides (Indo-Pacific tarpon) is the source of this 2017-nucleotide messenger RNA. Its product is annotated as transmembrane 6 superfamily member 1-like. Gene Ontology annotation, biological process: lipid homeostasis; regulation of lipid metabolic process. NCBI's taxonomy places the organism in Eukaryota, Metazoa, Chordata, Actinopteri, Elopiformes, Megalopidae. The record is from RefSeq and is a predicted model, not a curated record. The transcript is spliced from 10 exons. Gene Ontology annotation, cellular component: endoplasmic reticulum-Golgi intermediate compartment membrane; endoplasmic reticulum membrane. Bases 211 to 1341 code for a protein of 376 amino acids.